Messenger RNA from Anthostomella pinea, 1878 nucleotides. The record is from the annotation of a GenBank genome assembly. Lineage: Eukaryota; Fungi; Ascomycota; Sordariomycetes; Xylariales; Xylariaceae.
AUGGCAAACGCCGACAAAACCUGGGGCAUCACCCCUCCCAUUUCGACCGUGCUUCCCACCCCGGCCGAAUCCUAUUCUACCAAUCUGCUAUUGGAGGAGCUGAGACGCCAGAAUACCUUCGAGUCGGCAUCCGAGUCCAAGAAGAGAGAACGAAUCCUCGAUGAUAUCCAACGAAUUGCCGACGAAUUCGUGCGCCGAGUUGCCAGAGAAAAGGAACCGAAGAACGAGGUCCUCAUUCGCGAUGCACGUGGCGAGGUCUUUACCUACGGGAGUUAUUGUCUGGGUGUCUACGGUCCAGGCUCUGACAUCGACACACUUGUGACAGCGCCGAGAUAUGUCACUCGCGAUGAUUACUUCAAACACUUCCCGGUCCUGCUCGAGGAGAUGGCCCCGAAAGGUGCCAUCACCGAUCUGACCGCCGUCCAGGACGCCUUCGUGCCCAUCAUCAAGUUCGAGUACUGGGACAUCAGUAUUGACUUGAUCUUCUCGAGGAUUGCCACCCUGACUCAGUUUCCACCCCACAAGCAGCUUUAUCUGACAAAUAAUGAGUACUUGCGUGGACUGGAUGACCGCGAGCUGCGAUCCUUGAAUGGAACCCGCGUGACAAACGAGAUUCUCAACAUGGUACCCGAGCAGAGCACCUUUCGCCUGGCAUUGCGAGCCAUCAAGCUGUGGGCUCAGCGUCGCGCUAUAUACGCCAAUAUCAUUGGCUUCCCUGGCGGCGUCGUGUGGGCCAUGCUCGUGGCCCGCGUCUGCCAGUUGUACCCGAAAGCUGCAAGUGCCACUAUCGUCACAAAGUUCUUCCAGAUCAUCAAAGGAUGGCCCUGGCCAAUGCCCGUCAUGUUGAAACAAAUGGACGACGGACCGCUCAACGUCCGUGUCUGGAACCCCAAGGUAUACAAAGCCGACAGCUUUCACCUAAUGCCUGUCAUCACUCCGGCCUAUCCCCAAAUGUGUGCGACCUUCAACAUCACCCACUCCACCAAGACCAUCUUGCAGCGCGAGCUCGAGCGCGGCAGCGAUAUUACUGAUAAAAUAAAGGCUUCCAAACUGGCCUGGAAGGACCUUUUUGUGAAGCAUACCUUUUUUACCUCGGACCACAAGUACUAUCUAGCCGUCAUCGCCACCAGCACCACCAAAGAGGCCCAUAAAAUCUGGGCUGGUUUCGUCGAAUCUAAAGUACGUGUUUUGGUCGGUGACCUAGAGCGCCAUCAAUCGGUUGCCCUGGCGCGACCUUUCAACAAAGGUUACGAGAGGCAGCAUAAGGUGAAGAAUGACCACGAAACCGCAGACGUGCAGAAUGGUAGUCUGGCCUAUCUCGCUCAGGACGACGACGAGAGUGACGGAGAUGCACCCGUCAAGAAGGAAGUCGCGGUGGACACCAAGCCUGAGAUCAAGCCGGAAUCCAUUCAAGAAGUCAAGGUCGAGAUGAAAGCUGAAGAUGACGAUGCAGUCAUGCCCAACCUUCCUGACUUCAAGUCCGAUCCGGAACACAGCAAAAUCAAGCUGGAGGACUUGCCUACCCUGGGUGCCAAGAUCUACACAACGACACAUUACGUCGGCCUAGAGCUUGCUGAAGGCUCGAAAUCUUUGGACCUCUCUUUUCAAGUCAACAACUUCAAGCAGAUGUGCACUGAGUGGGAAAGGUUCGAUAAGAAGCUCAACUUUUUGAGUAUCCAACACGUCAAGAAUAUCAAUCUCCCCGACGACGUAUUCGAACCCGGUGAAACCAAACCUUCGCGCCCUCUUAGAAAGGCGGCUCCAAACGGCUCGAUGGCGGGCGGCCAGAGGAAACGCAACGCUCCGACCGAAGGUAACCAACCACCUGCGAAACGACCACAGACCUCCCUGCAGACCUCUGCCGCCGCCGCCGGCUGA